Pseudocercospora fijiensis CIRAD86 is the source of this 1533-nucleotide messenger RNA. RefSeq lists its product as uncharacterized. The transcript is spliced from 3 exons. Gene Ontology annotation, cellular component: cytoplasmic stress granule; nucleus. Gene Ontology annotation, molecular function: RNA helicase activity; ATP binding; RNA binding. Lineage: Eukaryota; Fungi; Ascomycota; Dothideomycetes; Mycosphaerellales; Mycosphaerellaceae. Gene Ontology annotation, biological process: poly(A)+ mRNA export from nucleus. The record is from RefSeq and is a predicted model, not a curated record. Bases 1 to 1533 code for a protein of 510 amino acids.
AUGUCGGACAGCAAGCCGACGUCCACCGAGCCAGAGACCGCCAAGCUCGCCGGCUUGAACCUGGGCUCAGAGUCUAAGACCGCCAAUGGCACGAACCCCUCGGCCAGCACCUUCACGCCCUCAAAAUUCAGCUGGGCCGACGACGAGGAAUCUUCCGCAGCAGCAAAGAGCGACGAGAAGAAAGAUGACGUUAGCAAGUCACAAAUUGAUGGCGCCAGCACUUGGUUGCAUGGCUCGCGCGGCUUGGACGAGCCCGAGUUCGAUGUCAACGUCAAGCUGGCCGAUCUGCAAGAAGACCCUAACAACCCGCUGUAUUCCAUCAAGAGCUUCGAGGAGCUCAAUCUCAAGGAGGAACUACUCCGAAGCUUGUCGAUCAUGGCUUUCCAGCGCCCGUCGAAGAUCCAGGAGCGCGCACUCCCACUCCUUCUCAAAAACCCGCCGCAGAACCUGAUCGGCCAGUCGCAAUCUGGGACAGGCAAGACCGCCGCUUUCGUUCUUAACAUGCUGCAACGCGUGGACCUGAACUCAAAGAAGCCGCAGGCUAUCGUGCUGGCACCCACGCGUGAGCUUGCACGUCAGAUUGCUGGUGUUGCUCAAUUGAUGGGAAGCAUGCUCGAGCGUAAUGGACUUGUAAUCACUGAGGCUGUUCGCGAUCCCAACAACCGCGGCAACGUGGAAGGUCAGGUCGUUGUUGGUACAGCAGGCACCAUCGUCGAGAAGCUCAAGCGCCGGCAGAUUGAUCCCCGCGAAAUCAAGAUCCUCACCCUUGAUGAGGCUGACAACAUGCUCGAUCUCCAAGGAAUGGGUGAUCAAUGCAAGCGGGUCAAGGCGCUCUUGCCCAAGAACACACAGAUCGUUCUCUUCUCUGCCACCUUCCCGCCACAGGUCUUCUCAUUCGCCGAGCAAUUCGCGCCUGGUGCCAACCAGAUCACUCUGGAAGUCGAGCAGCUCACGGUCAGGGGUAUUAAGCAAAUGUACCUUGACUGUCAGAACGAUGAGGAGAAGUACGCUGCAUUAACGAAAUUCUACGGACUGAUGACCAUUGCAUCGUCGAUCAUCUUCGUCAAGCGUCGCGAUACGGCUGCUGAGAUCGAGCGGAGAAUGACCGCAGAAGGCCACACAGUCGCGUCACUCACUGGAGCUUUGGAGGGCAGUGACCGCGACGAGGUCUUCCGCAAGUUCCGAGAUGGCGAAGCCAAGGUCCUCAUCACCACCAACGUGCUUGCCCGUGGUAUCGAUGUCCAGACUGUCACUAUGGUUGUGAACUACGACAUCCCCGAGACUGUAGAUGGCCAGCCAGACUUUGAGACAUACCUCCACCGCAUUGGCCGCACUGGGCGUUUCGGCCGCACCGGUGCAGCACUCAGCUUCGUCCACGACCGCAAGAGCUGGCAGCAACUGAUGUCAAUCUGCAGGCACUUUAGUGUUGAGCCAACGAAGCUUGACACUGCCGACUGGGAGAACGUCGAGCGACUGUUGAAGAGCAUCAUGAGGAACUCGCGUAAUGCAGUUCAGGAAAUUGACAUGUCUUGA